AUGCCGCCGAGAUACGUCGGAUUCACCUUGCAGCAGGCACAGAUGACGGCUGGAAAACCUCCUGACGGUUCCGAGUACGGAUUCAAGAAGUUCUCGGAUGGCGAACCACCCGUCGACUUCUUCACCCAUGCACCAACGAACUUCCCGGCUGUGUUCUCGACCAAGAAUGGCACCAAGACUUUCCGCAUGGUAACUAACCCUACCAUCGAGCGACAGGGUGAGUACUGGCACGCAAGUAAGAUUCAACUCGUCUGUGACGAGCUCCGAACCCAGAUGCCCGGCGAGUGCAAGUACGUUGAAUAUCUCCGAGGAGGCUACUAUGAUCUCUAUCACUACUUUGAUGCUCGAGACAUCUACGAACGAGGCGCUCAGAAUCUCUGGAAUGUCAUGAACCAUAUGGCUUAUGAGAAUCUGUGGAUGAACCGGGAGCUCCUCCAAGACGCCAAGGUCGAGUUUGAGAAAUGGGCCGCAGAGCUCCUCCUCAACAACAAAUCCGCCUGCGAAAAGCUCCGGCAAUGGAAUCCUAAGCACCACCCGGAUGUCCUGGGUAUAUUCACGUUCUCUGAGCUCGAUGAGAUUGACGGGAUGGAUAGCUUCUACAUGCCAUCAAUUCGGGAGAUCUUCUUGAGACAUCAUGCGAAUCUCAAGCGUGGUCUCCCGAUUGUCGCUCUCAGCCCGCUACCUGUCAACACAGAAGCUUCACAUGCCCCGAGCGACCAGCAGCUUGUCCUCUACCGCAACCCAGCUGAAAGUGCUGGAAGUGCUUCCACCGGUAGCGACAUCGAGACUGGGAGUAAAGUCGUCAACGGCAUUGUCAUUGUCGAUGGCACGUCGGCAACUGCAGCUCGUGUACACGCAAACAAGUCUCCGCAGUCUGGUCUCCCUAAGCCUUCAGACCCUAUCACGCGACACCAGGACGCAGUUCCUUCCGAACAGCCUCAGAACGCGGACGCUGCCCAACAGCAGCAGGUGCAAUCAGUCAAGGAGAUUCUGUUGGCUCCCCAGCCCGCGAUGCCACAGAACCCUCCUGAAUCGACAUUGCCCUCCAAUGCGCCUGACAUUGGAGAUGCUGCAACACGGGCCCUUUCCGACGGCAUGCUGCGUCCCGAUCGCAUGCGUGUCAACUCGGCGCCGCCCACCGGACAGCGAUUUGUCAGUGGUCCUGGUUUUGGCUCUGUUGUCACAGCCGACUCACUUAAGGGGUCUACCUCUGAUGCGAACGAAGCUCGUGUUUAUCCUGGAAACGAGCAUGACGUUGGCGAAGUUCUCAAAGGAUGCAUCAAGCCUGGUGACCGUUCACCUGUCACAGUAGAGCAGGUCUUGUCCGCCUCAACCGCUGUAGUGCCGACCGAGGAUGAACAGCGCAGCUCGACUGUGCCAGCCAUUACAGCGGACCAACCUGCGCCCCCCGUCCUUGCUGUGCCUAGCAUACAGCAGCCGCCCGUGACGCAUCCAGCCCCGGUUCAAGCCGCCCCUACCGCUGGAUUCGACACGAGCGACCAGGCUAUAGUUCCGCGCCGCAUCCAUGUGCCGGCAUACUACGACCAGCCCAAUAUCCGCAAGCAGAUUACUGCCAACCUUACCCAGUCGGGGGCUCAUAACCACACACCUGGCUACCGGCACGGACCUCCGUCGGGGUAUCCAGCCCAGAUGCCUCCUCAAGGAAUGCAACCGGCUCAGUACAAUCCGGCAUUUGCAAACCAGCUCCCCCCAUUCCCUCCUCAUCCUCCUCACUUGCUCAACCCUAUGCCGAAUCAGAGCUGCGGACCCUCGGGCGUCACCAGUUAUCCUCCCCCUAUUUAUCCCAUGCCCAAUGCCAUCAAGCCAGGCAAUGGCCCCGUCUAUGCUAUUCCGGGUACUCAAGGCUCCAGUCUCUUCAGCCCUCCUCAGCAGCAUGGGAUGAGCCGUGGUCACAACGCAGGCAGUUCGAUGGGAAACCCGCUUGAAAUCCGGCCCAUCCGAGCCCACUCUGGGGCUCGCAACGGCAAUGGUACCAUGGGCGGCAACAAUUCAAGAUGGGAGUAUGUCGAUGAUGGGAUCCACGGUCCCAGAUCUAUUUUCCGCAACCGCAAGGACAGUACCCCCUCGAAGAAGAGCGCGCAGAAGCCGCUGCACAACGGCAAUGGCAAGGGCAACCAUUGGCAGCGCAAAGACUCCAGUUCCUCAAACAGGCGUCCUUCAUUUGGUGGCAACGGCUACAACCACGGCCAGAAUAACGGCCAGCGGCGAACGAGUGGUGGGCGUCCUCCACAGUCCGGCAAUGCAGGCAACUGGAAUCAGUUUCAAGACCCGUCACUCAUGCCAUCCGCGAUUCCACCGGCCGGCGUCCCCUACCAUCAGGAGAACAUACACUACCACCAGGAGAAUGCAGCUCGGCAGCAUGUCCGAGGGGCUUCUUCGACAGAAUGCCUCAACGCCAAAAGAGAUUUCUAUGAGCAGUGCAGCCAGUGCCCAUGCACGCGUUGUCAGGACAAUGACCGCACGAUCCAUGUCAAGAAUCUCAAUGCCGGCCUCAGCAACUCUGAAGAUGGUCGAGAGCGUAUCGAGAAGUGGUUCAGCCAGUACGGUUGCGUUGAUAGGGUCCAACAGGGGAGCGCCAAGGGCGUUACAGGGGGUGCAGCUUUUGUGAGAUUCGCCACUGUCGCCAAUGCACAUGGUGCGGUCAAGGCGGCAAACAACCUUCGCGCUGCAGCUCUCGCGCCCGACGUGCUCUCUGUGAAUUACAGCAUAGGAUCGCAGUACUGGAGGCCGUAUGGGAAGGACAGACAAGGUUCGUACCAUCAACAAGAUGGCCAGAACCGACCUUCGCAACGUGCUCCCUAUGGUGUACAGGGAGUAGCUCACCCGUCCCUUGCCCUUCCGCAUAUGCCUUCGCCGGUUCAUCCAGGCAUGAUCCCAACUCCGAUCCCCGAAGAGAUAUCCGCCUUUCCCGGCCCCCCCGCUCUGCCCAUCCAUCCCCAGAACGUGAACCAGGCUGUGGCGGGUGUUGCUCCGCGUCAAGAGCUGCUGAUAUCACCUACCCGUGGGCCUCACCAGACAGCCCCAGAGGUUAUGGAAAGCAAGCCAUCUUCGGACUCCGUGGUCGCUGGCCCAGUGGCAACGUUCCCACAGACCAACAUCACGCCACUGAAACACGACCCCCGCCUGCGAAGUGACGACACCGACGGUAGUCCCAGCGUGGCCGUAUCAUCCGACGAGAGCAACCGCUCUGAAGCCAAGACACCCGACGCAUCAGCAGACCUGAUUAGAAAGAUUGAGACGCUGACGGGCGAGAUGUCGACCUCUCGCUUGGGCAGUCGUCAAGGGAGCCCAACCAGCGAUGAGAGCACGCGCGUCAUGACCCCAAGUCAGGAUUCCAGCUCUAAGAAGGCAUCGCCGCUCUCGGGUCAAGAUGGAGGCAAAGCCCCGGUUGCUUUCUCCGCACUUCGAAAGUUGGCAGCUUCUGCGAAGUUCGGCAAGGAUGACGAGAUUGAUCUGGGCACUGUACGCAUACGACCGGGCAGGGCCAAAUGGGUGCCUGAAGGUUUUGGUGACGAUAUGCCAAUCGCAGAUCCUAUUGUCCGCGAUUUCGCGGAACACCUUGAAGGCAAUCCGAUCCAGGGUCAGAGCUCGACGCAGCCGGAGGUUGAGACUCCGCAAGGCCCAAACAACGAGGGCCAGCAGGCUCUGGCCACUUCACAGGAUCACAAGGGCAAGGGCGAGCAAAAGGAGAAGAAGACUGCUGACCAGCCUACCAAGGUCAACGAAGAGCCUGUCUACCUGUUGCCAUUGACCUACCAGCCCCUUGAAACUGAAGUCAAGGCUUCGCAACAGACAAUCGAGGCUUCGACUGACCAGCCCAAGAAGCACAGCGUCCAGCCCACCUCCGCAGCGCAGAUUCGUCUUACUCGCGAGCCCAGUCCUCCCGCCAAACGCAAGGUGGACGAGGUCGACCAGACGACUGGCGGCGCCUCGGAACGCUCAUCCCCCAAGAAGAAGCCCAAGCAGAACUCGAACAAGGGCGAACCCAACCAGCGCAAGCCCACUAGCCAGCAGGAUCCUCGUCAUGGGCAGCAACAGCAGCACGGCGGGUCUGCCUACCCCAAGACGAACAAGAAAGGGAAGAACAAGAAGCGACAGGACACGGCUGCGCAGAAUCCACUACUGGUACCAGGCUCUAACACUGAGGCUGUUCCCGCCUACUCUUCCGCUUCGUUCAAACCCGAUCUUGCCUCAUCUGCGCUUCCAUCCUACCCUCAGGAGCAACAGCAGGCGCAGACAGGUCUUCCGACUCCUCGCAUUGGAGCUCCGCCCGAGGGCUCAAGCCGCCAGAUGUCGGAAGCAUUCCCUGCAUACCACGACCCCAUGUCUGGACCUCACAACAAGGGCAAGGAUCAGAAGGGCCAGGGAAAGAAAGGGUGCAAGCAAAUGCCGAACCCGACCAACGCUUCAACUGUCGUCCAGAAGCAGGUGCCGUCUCCGCAGAAGAAGUUAGACCCACGUGCCAACGAGUUCGUCGAUACUUCACAGAGCGGAAAGACGCCGUCUCCGCAGAAGAAGUUAGACCCACGUGCCAACGAGUUCGUCAAUACUUCACAGGGCGGAAAGAGGGACGGAAGCAAAACCCCGGCUGAGAAGGCCAACGACUCCAACAAGGGACCAGCCAAGAAGUUGCCCCAACAGUCCAGCAAGGGGAACCUGAAGGGCGCGGCUCCCAACCAAGGCGCCAAGGGCAAAGGCAAGCAGGUACAGAAGGGAAAGUCGGAGCAGGACGGCCAAUCUCGGGGCAACACAGCUGCCAAGGUUGAGGCCAAAGAGAAGGCUCCCGUUCCAGUCGAUCAGCAGCAGUCCUCUGAGACGAAGAGAAGCAACACUCCAGUCGGUCAGAGAGAGUCCAAACCCAACCAGACCAACAAGAAGGGUGGGUUUAAGGGCAAUGAUGUCGUUGCUCCCGAAAAGAAGGCGCACGAAGCACAUACCCAGAAGCCGCAGACUUCGGCUGAUCAGCAACAGCCUUCUGAGACGAAGAAGACUGAUACUCCCGCCGACCAGAAGGAGUCGAAACCCAGCCAGGCCAACAAGAAGGGUGGAUUCAAAGGCAAUGAUGUCGUUGCUGCUGAGAAGGUGCAUGAAGUACAUGUCCAGAAACCCCAGGCUUCGGUUGAUCAGCAGCCGCCUUCUGAGACGAAGAGGGCCAACACUCCAGUCAAUCAGCAACAGUCCUCCGAGACAAAGAAGAAUGAGACUCCCGUCGAUCAAAAGGAGUCCAAACCCAGCCAGGCCAACAAGAAGGGUGCCUUCAAAGGCAAGGACGUCGUUGCUACUGAGAAGAAAGUGCAGGAGACCCAGGUUCAGAAGCCCCAGGCUUCGAUUGUUCAGCAGCAGGCUUCUGAGAUCAAGAGAAGUAACACUCCAGUCGAUCAGAAGAAGGGCAAGGGCAAGGAUGUCGUUGCUCCAGAGAAGAAAGCACACGAAGCACACGCCCAGAAGCCCCAAGCUUCGGCAAAUCAGCAGCGGCCUUCCGAGACGAAGAGGUCCAACACUCUAGUCGAUCAAAAGAACGCCAAGCCCGACCAGCCCCUGAAGAAGGCCAAAGGCAACGAUACAGCGGCUCCGGAAAAGAAGACGACCGAGGCCCCGGCCGAAAAGUCUUCUGCCGGAACCAAAGACGAGGCGGAUAACGAUGGAUGGCAAACUUCUGGCAAGCCCAAGAACAAGCAGAAGACCGGGCCAGCGUCCAAGAAGGGAGGAGGAGGAGGAGCUCCGCCUCCCAAGGACAACAACGCCAAAGCGGACGUGCCGAAGCCUGCUCUACCUAAGGGCAAGCAGCAGCAAAAGUCGCAGCAACAGGCGCAGACGCAGCCGCAGCGAAAGCAGGCAGCAGUAACAAAACCCAGGGGCUCCACGAUGCCGACGUUGAACGAUAGUGACUUCCCCUCGCUUCCCAUUUCGCCCCCAUCGGCCCAGCUGCGCGAGUCUCGGACCAUUUCCAGCGCGUGGAAUAACGUCGGCAGUUCCUCCUCGAAGAUGGGCGGCCCGGAGCCUGAGAAGAAGGGUGGUCAGAUGGCUGCUUCUUCGCCGGCGAAGGACAAGGGCGAGGAGCGUCCUCCCGAUGGCGAGAGGAAAGGUGGUUGA
Molecule: messenger RNA, 6114 nt
Organism: Anthostomella pinea
Lineage: Eukaryota; Fungi; Ascomycota; Sordariomycetes; Xylariales; Xylariaceae
Source: the annotation of a GenBank genome assembly